AUGAUUCCGACUAUUGUGUUACUUUCCGUGCUUUUGUUGCUACCCCAAAAUAUCCGCGGAUGGCAUAUCGCGUUUCCGAAUAACAGCGAGACCGUCAGCAAUGAGCUUCGCGAAACUACGUUUCAACCGGCCUUUAUAUUUCCAGGAACAAAAUGGUGCGGCAGUGGUAACAUAGCGGAUGGCCCGAACGAUUUGGGGAUAUUCGCGAUGACUGACGCAUGUUGUCGCGAACACGAUAAUUGCAAAGAUAUAAUCGAAGCGGCGGAAACCAAACACGGCCUGACCAAUUCUGCCUUUUAUACGAGGCUGCACUGUUCCUGCGACGAGAGGUUCUACGACUGUCUCCACAGCUCGGAGGAACUCGUUAGCGCGAAGGUCGGCUUCCUCUACUUCAGUGUGUUAGACACCAAGUGCUUCCGCGAAGACUAUCCCAUCGUUGGCUGCAAACGGCAUUCACUCAUUCCUAGACGCUGUUUGGAGUACGAGCUGGACGAGAGCCAACCGAAGAUGUAUCAGUGGUUCGACGUACCCACGUAUUUCGAAAACGACCACCGGAUGGUGAUGGCCGGCCGUCAUAUUCGAUCACUCGAUUCCGGCACCCCAUUCGCAGACCGAUAGGAGUCUAUUUUGCGGGACCGCCGACCACUGGAGGAAACGUCAUACGCGCGUAGAGCCGUAUAAAUUCGCAAUCGACCAUG
Messenger RNA from Vollenhovia emeryi, 698 nucleotides. RefSeq names its product phospholipase A2-like (gene Pla2). The record is from RefSeq and is a predicted model, not a curated record. NCBI's taxonomy places the organism in Eukaryota, Metazoa, Arthropoda, Insecta, Hymenoptera, Formicidae. Gene Ontology annotation, biological process: phospholipid metabolic process; arachidonate secretion. The coding region runs from base 1 to 618 and encodes 205 amino acids. The transcript is spliced from 4 exons.